Messenger RNA from Cyclospora cayetanensis, 981 nucleotides. RefSeq names its product outer dense fiber protein 3. The transcript has 4 exons. The record is from RefSeq and is a predicted model, not a curated record. Bases 1 to 981 code for a protein of 326 amino acids. Lineage: Eukaryota; Apicomplexa; Conoidasida; Eucoccidiorida; Eimeriidae.
AUGGCAUCCUUGCCGGUUGCAGAACACAACUUGGCUUGCCUCUCCACUGUCGCUGCGGGGCCAAAAUGGAGUUUUGGAGGUCGACCCGCGCAUCCCGUUUCGGAGUAUCCGGUCCCUGGUCCAGGAGCAUACAGCCCUCACUUUGAGCUUGCCAAACAGAAUGCACCGCAAUACGGGUGCGGUCACCUGCAACUACACGAACGGAUACCUCCCAUAGAGCGCCCGGGGGCAUAUCAACCUCAAAUUGCUGGAGGAAGACAGGCAGCAAGCUGGACGAUGGGAAGCAAACUAGCCCCACGAGAGCACCGUAGUUUGACCCCUGGCCCUGGUGCAUACUCGAAUGUGGUGCCGAAAAGCAGCGCCCCCGCUUAUGGAGUGGGAACCUCCACUAGGGGGGUAUUUUCUGCUUCGUUAUCCCCUGGCCCGGGCACAUACAACCCAGGGACUAAUUUUGGUAGUCGGUCGCCCCAAUGGAGCUUAGGAACAUCUCAGCGUUAUCACUUCACCCAGGGGAAAUCGAAGUUUCCUGGUCCUGGCGCGUAUUCUCCUUGUGCUACAACGAGGGACGGUCCAAUGUACAGCAUGGGAGCGAGGAUCACACCACGUAACAGCGAUCUUACUCCAGGCCCAGGAACCUACACUCCAAGGGUUCCCAAGAAAGAAGCAAACAGAUUCAGCUUCGGGAGUCGAACACCACAAGGGCACUUGACGGAGAGCGCUCCAGGGCCGGGUGCCUACACCCCGACUGAAAGAACAGUGUGGCGACGACCUCCUGCUUGGGGGUUUGGAAAUUCAAACAGAGCGUGCUUCGCUGUCAAUUCGUGCCCUGGCCCUGGCCAGUAUAACCCCCAAAAGAAAUCAGGAACUCCAUCCUGGAGGUAUCUCUGUUCUCAUCUAUGUCGUGUCUCUCCCUUGCCGUAUCUCCCUUCCUUUGUUGUAUGGGUUACUAAGUACACCGGUGAGGCCUUUGCAGAGCUUUGA